AGUCACCGAGAGAGGCGGAGGCUCGGCUCGGACCACGCCCGUCCCCCGCGGGAAAUGCGUGGGAGCCCAGCUGCCCGUCGUGUCUCCUGAGCCGUGUUGCCUGGCCUGAGCGGCCAGUCGGGGACGCCAGCUGGGCUUCCUCCGGCGCCCUCCCGGGUCCGCAGUGGGGCGAGCAGGGGAAGCAACUCUGCUGUCUAGGAUGGGAUCCAAGCUAUCAGUGGACGACUCGGUGCGUGUUGUGAUCAUUGGAGGAGGUUUCGGGGGAAUUGCAGCUGCCAGACAACUAAAGUCCUGGGGAAUCCCCUUUGUUCUUGUGGACAUGAGAGAUGCAUUCCACCACAAUGUGGGUGCUCUCCGGGCCUCUGUAGAGAGUGGAUUUGCCAGGAAAACUUUCAUCUCUUACUCUGUGACCUUUAAGGAGAGCUUCCGACAAGCCAAGGUGGUUGGAAUAGACCUACUGAGGCAGAAAGUCUUGCUGAAUGAUGGUGAGGAACUUUUCUACUCUCACCUCAUCCUUGCUACAGGCAGUGAUGGGCCUUUUCCUGGGAAGUUUAACCAGAUCAUUGACGUGGAAACUGCCAUUCAGACUUAUGAAGACAUGGUCAAGGAGCUCCAAAAAUCUCGACGUAUCGUGAUAGUAGGCGGUGGUGCUGCUGGAGUGGAGAUGGCUGCAGAGAUUAAAACAGAAUAUCCAGCCAAAGAGGUCACCCUCAUUCACUCAAAAAUCGCACUGGCUGAUGUGGAGCUUCUACCAAGUGUCCGGCAGGUGGUGAAGGAGAUUCUUCUCAACAAAGAAGUGCGUCUCUUGUUAAGUGACAGAGUCAGCAACCUGCAUAUGCUGACUUUAAACCGAUUCCAAGAGAAUAUGGCAGUCAAGACAGAAAAGGGCAGAGAGGUUGCUGCUGACAUGGUGAUUCUCUGCACUGGUAUAAAGAUCAAUUCAUCAGCAUACAGCAGUGCAUUUGGGGACAAGCUGGCUAGUAAUGGUGCUUUAAAGGUCAACCAGUACCUCCAGGUGGAAGGGUAUGAUAACAUCUAUGCUAUUGGUGAUUGUGCUGAUGUGAAGGAACCAAAGAUGGCAUACCAUGCUGGGCUCCAUGCCAAUAUUGUGGUGACAAACAUCAUCAACAGUCUGACACAGAAAUCUCUUAAAACCUACCAGCCAGGAUCACUAACCUUCCUGCUGUCGAUGGGCCGGAAUGAUGGGGUAGGCCAGAUUAAUGGAUGCUACGUGGGACGUCUUGUGGUGACUAUUGCCAAGAGCCGGGACCUUUUUGUUUCUAAGAGCUGGAAGACUAUGGAACAGACUAUGCCCUGCUAGAUAGAAAGGAUCAUGAUGAAGUAGCAAGAGAGUACAUGUAUCAACUGGCAUGAAUAAAGCUGGAAAAGAGUAAAAGGUGCAUCAUUUACCAAAAUGACAUAAGCUAUAUGGCUAUUUGACUGAUAUCAAUACUGCACCAAAACAUCAUGUAUUACAAAUGCCAUUCUUUAGCAUGGUGCAUAAUAAUAACAAAGCCCUCUUUUUAAAGUGGCUCUCAGUUAUGUUAAGUGGAUCCGCACAGAAACUGUGUUUCUUACUGAAACUUUCAAAACACAGUUCAUGUGCUAAGAUGGAGCCGAGAAAGGAAUUCAGUUUAAAUGGAUUUUAAAUUUAAAAUAAGUAGCAGAAUAAGCUGUUUUCAAAAGUCCAUUCAUUUUUGUCUACUAGUCCUCUUUUUGAGUGAAAUGUGUGAUAUGUUAUCUCUGCAAGUCCACUACCCUCAUUUGCUAUUUUUGCUCAGUUUGGUUCAACAGCAAAUCCUAUCUCUUCACAACAUCUAGAGCUGCUUUUGCAGAAUUUAUAGUCCAAGUGAAGGCCUUGGGUUACCUAAGUUUUCAAGACAAUAAUACUCUUGAGUCUGGCCCUCAGAAGAGAUGGCUGCCAUCCUGAAUUGAUGCACAGCAUUGCACCCAUUACCUGGCCAAAAAUUCCACACAUGGUCUAAUUCAGUGUCUUUUAUAUGGCAGUAUUUUGUGGCCACAGAUUUGGUACUGUCUGUACACUAAGUAUUCACAUGUCAAAUAUUUUCCACACGAGGUAUUGUUGACUUUCAUUUUAAGGCAAAAGUAUCUGCAGUUAGGGUAUGGUUUAUAAUAAAUACACUUGACA
This is a messenger RNA of Gopherus evgoodei (Goodes thornscrub tortoise), 2149 nucleotides long. It is a transcript of the gene AIFM2, whose product is annotated as apoptosis inducing factor mitochondria associated 2. Gene Ontology annotation, biological process: positive regulation of apoptotic process; apoptotic mitochondrial changes. The transcript has 9 exons. Lineage: Eukaryota; Metazoa; Chordata; Testudines; Testudinidae. The record is from RefSeq and is a predicted model, not a curated record. Gene Ontology annotation, cellular component: cytoplasm; mitochondrion. Gene Ontology annotation, molecular function: flavin adenine dinucleotide binding; electron-transferring-flavoprotein dehydrogenase activity. The coding region runs from base 200 to 1321 and encodes 373 amino acids.